AUGGCUGAAGUAAACCCGCCAGCGGAUGUUCCGGCUGCAAUUGUUCCAGCUGCCGUGCCAACUUCAUUUACAAUCGAUCCAUUCGACCGACACAAAAUGAAGUGGUCGAGAUGGGUAGAGCGGCUGGAAGGUGCAUUUGUUUUGUUUGGUGUACAGAAUGAGGUUAGGUUAUACAUGUUGCUUCACUACAUGGGAGGAGAAACAUACGAUAUUAUUAGCGACAAACUUGCACCGGAGAGACCUCAACAACAGACGUAUGACGCAAUUGUGCGUUUGUUGGAAGCUCAUUUCAACCCAGAGCCGUUGGAAAUUUUAGAGAAUUUCCGCUUCAAGUACCGCAAGCAAGCAGAUGAUCGUCCGGAGGAAACGAUUGACGAGUAUUUGAUAGCAUUGCGGAAACUUGCUAUCACCUGUAAUUUUGGAGAUUAUCUCAGAACAGCUCUGCGGAAUCAAUUCGUGUUUGGGUUGAAGGACCGCGCAAUACAAUCCCGGUUGUUGGAGGUACGGAACCUGACGCUGGAGCGGGCUCGAGAGAUUGCAGUUUCGAUGGAGCUCUCGAACAAAGGUGGAAGAGAAAUCCAGUCCAAACAAGGAAGAUCGGAAGUGAAUCUAGUUCAACACUCUCGAGUGAAAAACGCGAAUGCCCAGGUCCAGGGGCCACGUACGAUUGCUAAUGAAAAGAAACGCGAGAAACCUGAUUCGGAAAACAAAGGGGAAUGUUUUCGGUGUGGUAGUUCCGGGCACUACGCCAACAAGUGCUAUCAUGUUCGCACGGUGUGCAAUUUUUGUAAACUUGCUGGUCAUCUGGAAAAGGUGUGCAUUAAGAAAAAGAAGAAUGCCAAGCAAGAUAAACAGAAGGCAAAAUCUGAGGCAAAUUUGUUGGAAGAGUCCGAAGCCGACCAACGUGAAGUUAUUUCAUUGGAUGAAGUGUGUAAAUUGGAGAUUGCGGCCAAACCGUCAUCGAAGUUCUGGCUGGAUCUUCAAGUGAACGGUACUAAAAUCCGAUUUGAAGUGGAUACUGGUGCUCCUGUUGCAAUAAUAAGCACAUACGAUAAGAAGAUGCACUUUGCUGCGGAUACUCUGCUGCCGUCGGAUAUGCAAUUAGUAAGUUUCUGCGAUACGAGGAUCCAAAUUGAAGGAAUGCUGGAAGUGAAAGUUGUUCACGAUGGAAAAUCUUUGUUACUUCCCCUGUACGUAUCAAACGUGAAGAAGCACCCGUUGCUGGGCCGUCAGUGGAUGAAGGCGAUGCGAGUUGACCUGAACAAGAUUGCAUAUACUGAUGUAAACAAAAUUGAUACUGUUACUAAUUCACUGCAAACAAUGCCUGCCGCUGUUAAGACGCUAGUUGAGAAGUAUGCUACACUCUAUGACAAUUCAAUUGGGAAAAUAAAAGGAUUAUCUGCCAAGCUGUGCCUGAAGCCGAAUACAAAUCCUGUUUACAUAAAAUCCAGACCUGUUCCGUUUUCGUUGCGAGCAGUUGUCGAGAACGAGCUUGACAAAUUAGUCAACAAUGGUAUCCUUGUGAAAGUCAACCAUAGUGCAUGGGCUACACCCAUAGUUCCAGUGCCGAAGGCCAACAACAAAGUGCGACUUUGUGGGGAUUACAAGGUUACGGUAAACCCGAAUUUGGUGGUAGACGGUCACCCAUUACCGACGAUUGAGGAACUUUUUGCUAAUGUUGCUGGCGGUGAAAAGUUUACGAAGAUCGACUUGACUCAAGCGUACUUACAGCUAGAGGUUGAGGAGGGUGAUAGGGAGGUAUUAACUCUCAAUACACACAAGGGUCUUUACCAGCCUACACGUUUGAUGUAUGGCAUUGCGUCUGCACCUGCUAUUUGGCAGAGACUAAUGGAGCAAGUGCUGAAUGGGAUUCCUGGUGUUACCGUAUUCCUAGACGACAUUCGGAUUACCGGUCCGAAUGAUCAAAUACAUCUGCAAAGGCUCGAAGAGGUUCUGAAGCGUCUUAGUUCGUACAACAUGCGUAUAAACCUAGAAAAAUGUCACUUUUUUGCGAACGAGAUUGAGUACUGCGGGUACCUGAUCAAUAAGACAGGUAUUCAUAAGGUUAAGAGGAAGAUUACAGCGAUCCAGAAUAUGCCAGUUCCAGAAAACAAAGAUCAAAUUCGUUCAUUUGUGGGGUUAGUGAACUACUACGGAAGGUUCUUUCCGAACCUCAGUUCGACUUUAUAUCCCCUUAAUAGUCUACUGAAGAACGAUGUGCGUUUUGUAUGGUCAAAACAAUGUGAAGAGGCGUUCAACAAAGUCAAGCAAGAGAUGCAGUCCAAUUCAUUUCUGGUACACUACGAUCCCACGCUGCCAUUGGUACUUGCUACUGAUGCUUCGCCAUACGGAGUCGGUGCGGUACUGAGUCACGUUUACCCGGAUGGCUCAGAAGACCGAUCCAGUACGCAUCCCAAACACUCAACGCUACGCAACAAGCCUACAAGCAGGUAG
This is a messenger RNA of Topomyia yanbarensis, 2454 nucleotides long. RefSeq lists its product as uncharacterized. Gene Ontology annotation, molecular function: nucleic acid binding; zinc ion binding. The record is from RefSeq and is a predicted model, not a curated record. The transcript has a single exon. Lineage: Eukaryota; Metazoa; Arthropoda; Insecta; Diptera; Culicidae. The coding region runs from base 1 to 2454 and encodes 817 amino acids.